CAAUGGACUUCACCGGCAUCCCAGUGGACAAAGUGCUUGAAUUCUUCACCGAUCCCGAACAGAGGCGGAAGUGGAACAAGAAGUCGCCAACAUUCGAGGUUUUGGAAGAGAAGGAAGACUUCAAAGUCGUCUACACAGUAUUCAAGAUGCCAACCGCCUGCGAUGAUCGUGAUGUUGUCCAAUGCUGCGUAGUAAGAUCAGAUGAAGAACCCAUCCGCCAUACCAUCCUCUACAAGAGCUGCAAUCACCCGAGCAAACCACCCACCAGCAAGGGACACAUAAGGGCUGAUGUCGGUGUAAUGGGCAUUGUGAUCAGACCUAAGGAGGGCGAUGAGGUCGCGACCCACGUGACCUGGGUAGGUCAGGUCAAUCUCAAAGGAUGGAUGCCCAAGAUGAUGGUCAACAAGGUCACGGUCGGCUACCCAGUAUCGCUUUAUGACGACAUCAACACGUACUGGAAGAAGUUGACGGGGCAGGAUAAGAAGGAGAAGAAGGACGGCAAGGCAGAAGGUGAAGAGGAGAACAAAGAAGAGGAAGGAGAAGCCAAGCCCGAAGAGGAGGUACCUGCCGAGAACGGGGAAGCCGAACCGGAAAAGGCCGAGGAGAAGGCCGAGGAGAAAGCCGAAGAGACGAACGCCGAAGAAAAGAAGGAGGAAGCGGCAUCAGAGGACAAACCCGCCUCAGAUGAGAAACCCGCCGAAGAGGGCGCUGCCACUGAAACAGCAGAAUAGGAUUUCUUCAAGCAAGAAGGGAAAAUGAUUAGAGAGAGAGAAAGAGAAAGUUUUAUCAAAUUGGACAUUUUUUCAAACACAUACCCGAUGUUUGAUUUGUUUGCUUGGAGAGCGUUACUUGUUUAUUGAUGAUAUUUAAAUGAUGCGUUCUUACUUUUAACGUAUAUAGUUCUCUAUCACCGCUGUAUGAUGUAGUUAAGUUACGUUUCCCACAAGUAGAUAAGUGGCAAGAGAGAAUUACAUGCUUCUUGAUGUGAACGCAGAUUUCUCAUGUUCGUCGUGUGUAAACGCACACUUCGUCACCCCUCCCUUUGUUACGUCAAUACAGGGGGUUAAUUCUUGAUUCUUUUGUCCAUUGCACACUGGGCGUCAUUUCGUUUGCGUCAGUCGAACCUGCAAUGGCAAUUAGCUCAUACGCCAGGAACUAAACGCAACGUUUGCGCUGUUCACUUUCCAUGCACAUGCUGUAAGCUAGCGCCCUCACACGGUGCGUCAAAAACCACGGUAAUCGCUGACGCAACCUUGCGUCAUCAAAGAGACAACUCGUGUGCAUCGGGCGUUAGACUCGUAAUAGACGAAUAUAUUGAUUUUGACACGAUCAUGAAGCAAAUUGCCUAAACUACGCUAAUGACAAAUGGAAAGAGAAUAAUGCCAUACCAUUUUGCUGUUUGUGAAUGGGAAAUCGUCAGAUCUUUCUGUAGAUAAUACAAAUUUUAAAAAAAUUGGUUGUUGAUAAAGUUCAGUUUGCCUGGCUUUAAUUCUUUUCUUCCAAUUUUCUGUGAGUUAUUACAACAAAGACUAGGCCUAUAUCCAUUUUCCUAAGUAGGAUACUAAACAUAAAACACAAAAAGGAGAAAUAGAUAGCUUUACAAAGGUUUUCAUAGACUUGUGAUAAACGUGGAGAAAAAAGCAUUAGUCAGAAUGUUUGGAGUUUUUACAGUGAGAUUAUUCUGCUAGAAAGUGAUCGUUUUUGUAAUUUUUUUUUUCAUUAACGACAGGAAUGGUGCCUUGUGUUUGGUUUACAAUGGUAAGGGUAAAACCAAAAUGUGUUUCUCUCAUUUUACGGCUUCCGGUGUACAUAUUCUUUUAUUCACUUUUUUUAAUCUUCUUUUUGUUUGACAAAUAUAUUCAAACAUAUAAACAUUGAAAUUAGGAGGUUUAGGGAGAAUAUACGUAUGAUAUCGAACGUAAUAUUAACUAGUCGUGGUAUUUUCUAGCAUACUAAGCAAAGAGAAUUGUUAAUAACUGUUAAGAUUGUCAUAAUGUUAGACUAAACGUCAUUUUUACCAAGCAGAAGUCUGUUAAUUGAUGUACAUUUACCACAUAAAUCAUAUUUAUGACACCCAGUAUAGGCCUACUUAUCAUUAUAAUUAUACCCGACUACUUUUUCAAGUAACAUCACGACUGGUGCUAAAAAUUUACGUUUAGAUUUUUAUGACAGUAUAACAAGAGAAUAUAACCAGAGUUUCCCCGCAAAUAGCAGACACCCCCCCCCCCCCCCCCCCCCGCUUAUUAGCAAAGAAGGGCAUCUUUUCGAUAUUUUUUAAUGAAACGGCGAUAUCAUUGUUUUCGAGCCAUUUUGUGAAGGAAAAAAAAUCGUAGUUUAAUCAGCCAGAAACAACCCUCAAACCUGAGAAAUGUUAUUCUAUCAUUCUCCAAAAAAAGAGAUUCUCCUUGAUUUUGCCUUACAAACAUGACAUUAUCGGGACAAACAUGGCGCCAAAUUUAUUUCUAUUUUCUACGAACUAUAUAAGCUAUAUCAAACAUAAGUAGCAAGCAUAAUAUAUAAAAUCCUACUGUGUACACAAAUUUGGUUAUUCAUUCUGCAUAUUGAGAACGAAACAUCUGCAAUAGAUAGCAUUUUGCAUGUACAAACUAUGUGAAGUACUACAAAUCAUUAGGGCUAGUAAUAACGUAAAGUUAACCAUCCUAUGAAAGCAAAGCCAUGAUGAGGCAUGUAUUGGGUUGAUUAAUGGUAUCCUGUAUAGGGACCACUUUUUUAAUAAACAACAACAGCAUUCUCAGUGUUACUCAAGACGACCGCUGUACAUUCCGUUUCAUAUGUGAGCAAAAAUCAGAAAUUGUCAACAAAGUUGUCAUCAGAUGAUCAGACCUAAUAUUACUAUAAUUAUAGAAUGUUAUUCUAAUACGCAUUAGGUGGUCAGAACAUAGAGAAAGACAGAAGAAGAAAACCAAACUGCUAUGCAUAUGAAAGUACCAUGUUGCCACGCAAGUUGCUUCCGUUGUUUUAAGCGUCUCAUAUUGUGUUUUAUGUUUAUAUUUUACUUUUUAUACCUAUCACCGUACUUCCGUCUUCGAUUUCAUUUUUAUUUCCGUUUUUUAUUUUUAUUUUUUCAUAACCGUAUUAAUGACCAAAGCUUGCCAUAACGAGGGUCUAAAGAGUACUGAAGUGCUAACGCCAUGUUCGCGCAAUUUGUCGUCGAUGAAUGGUUCCAAACAACAGAGCCUGCGCAUGAGGUUCACUGCGAAAUCAUCCAAGCAACGGACUGGAGCAAGGCAAAUUCAGUGUUUGGUGAUCGCCGCCACGUUGUUCAGCGCAAAAUUGUUUGGACCCAGCAUGCAACCUUGACAGCUUGGCUAUUAUGACGUCACACUUUGGUACUCUCUAUCGUUUAGGAAUAGCGAUGUAACAUUCAGCACGGCCUCAAGUGUUAAGUUCCGUUACGAUUAGAAUUCGCAUUCGGUAUAUCAACAUUAAUCGUUGUUAAAACGGUGUAUGUUAAAAGUGCUUUAUGUUUUGUGUAAGGGCAUAUUCUUCUGUGGAUAUUCUUACAUGUAGUUUGUAUUUUGCUUUUUUUUGCAUGCAACCUGAUUGAUAUGUGUAUAUACCUUCACCCGACUUAUCGCUUAUUUAUACCGAACGGAUAUGAAUAAUGUAACUACUAACUUUAAUGUCGUUUGAAUGUGAGUGAGCUCGUGAUGGAUCAUGGGUAAUGUGAAUGGGCAUUUGAGUGUGAACGUGGGCGAGAGAGGGCUGGAGGAAAGUAUUAUUUAAUAUUGCAUUGGUAUAAAUGUUAGAUAAUGUAUAAUUUUUCUAAAGGGUCUAAGGUUAGAAAUGUCUUUGUAGCGGUUUAACAGCUGUCGAGUUAACUGAUGACCAAGUAAUUAAUUCAAAGUUCAGCAAUUGCAUGUAUAACAGUGACUGACAUAUUAUAAAAUAAGGUAACAGUUGUAAUUUAAGAUGAGAUUGGAAUUAUCUUUGAACGUUAUUAAAACCAUUUAAAAUCAGGAAAAUACCAGUUCAUGAUGUUACCAAGACGUAUUUCCCGGCGUAUCAAUAUCAACAACACACUUCUAUUUGAAGGUAAUUUAUUAUUCAUGACAGUGAUCUAUCAGCAUGUGUGAUACUAGGAAAGAAGUAGAAUGAUGUGUGGCUCUAGUUGAGCCAUUAAUGAGAUUUCCAAUGGCUGCACAUUUUACAGAAUGGAACUAAAUGUGUCGUUUAUUUUGUCACCAUUCUUGCAAUUAAGUUUAACUUUUAGAAACUUUCGUUUAUUACGUUCUUGCUUUUGUUCUGUAUUAUUACAAGUCUUAUUUUAAUAGCACUAAAGAUAUAUCUAUAUAUAGACGCAAGAUAAAGCAUUUGAGACACGUGAUAACAAAAAGAAAAAGAGUUGAGUUACAUAAAGGCUUUAAUGCCACAUGGUUGUUACUCCUCACCAGCGCUAAAAGGGGUUAUCUCCAAUUAAGCCUGAUUUGGGGGAAAAAAGCUAGCUCACAAGGCUGUGCAUCACCAUGCAGCCUGCAGCGUGGUGUGAAUAAUGACCAGUGGCAUUAGAAUCCUUUUGCAACUGCAAUUCUUAUUUAUUAAUUGACUAAUGCUGUGUAACGAUGUACAUAAAUGUAUCAUAUGAUGUGCUGGACUGCCAUAGUGUACCGUGGUAAAGUUAGUGUUGUAUGUGGUAGUCUCUAGUAGUCGCUAUCUAGAUGUAGUCGUUAGGAAAUGCUAUUUAACCCUUUCCUUGCCGGAGACCAACUAACGACAAGGAUAGGUUUACACAGUAUAUAGCUUGCUUACUUACAGUACAUUGCAAUAUAGUCAGUAUGUAUCAUUUGACUUUAAUUUUUAAAAGACCAACAUCGUUGUGAUAUAUAAAUAUAUAUAUUACAAAAAGAAACCAAGUUAUACAUUAAGGAAUAUGUAUGUAUAUUGUUCAUAAACAUUUCAUGUCGAUUUUUUUUUGUUCUGCCUGAAAACGUUUCACUGUUGAUAUAUGGACUUCUUUUCUCACUUCAUCUGUAUUUACCAUUGAGUCUUAUCGCGCACUUUUGACGAAAGAAAAAUUGGAGAAAAAUUGAAAAAAAAUUAAAGAGGUAUACUAUAGUGAAUAGGUUGUAUGUUAGCUGUGUAUUAUCGCUAGGAUGUAGAGAGUUGUUACAGAUAUCAAUUAGCCGUUUUCUAUUGCCUAUAAACAAAGGGUUACUGGAAAAGAACUGGAUUAUAAAUACUGAAUUUAUAUUAUCGUGCAACACGUAAUGUUAACUUAUAACAAAACGAGACAAAACCCGUCUGCUAACUCACUCAUUGUUGUUACUAAUGCUAUGGUGGUCUGCCAGAAGGGCCAAACUUAAAGUAUUGUGAUGUUUGUUUUAAAUAGUGAAGCAAUGUCAAUUAAAAAAUUCCUAUGUUAAAAAAUAA
Strongylocentrotus purpuratus (purple sea urchin) is the source of this 5391-nucleotide messenger RNA. Its product is annotated as steroidogenic acute regulatory protein, mitochondrial. The coding region runs from base 3 to 731 and encodes 242 amino acids. The transcript has 5 exons. Gene Ontology annotation, molecular function: lipid binding. The record is from RefSeq and is a predicted model, not a curated record. Lineage: Eukaryota; Metazoa; Echinodermata; Echinoidea; Camarodonta; Strongylocentrotidae.